This is a messenger RNA of Aplysia californica (California sea hare), 3350 nucleotides long. Its product is annotated as endoplasmic reticulum chaperone BiP-like. NCBI's taxonomy places the organism in Eukaryota, Metazoa, Mollusca, Gastropoda, Aplysiida, Aplysiidae. Gene Ontology annotation, molecular function: ATP hydrolysis activity; ATP-dependent protein folding chaperone; heat shock protein binding. The record is from RefSeq and is a predicted model, not a curated record. Gene Ontology annotation, cellular component: endoplasmic reticulum chaperone complex; endoplasmic reticulum lumen; cytoplasm. Gene Ontology annotation, biological process: protein refolding; cellular response to unfolded protein; endoplasmic reticulum unfolded protein response.
CGCCCAAUGAAUGAAGAACACGGCGACGAACGAAACUUCUAAGGAGCUAAAAGCUUUCCUUGAUUGCCUUGGAUGAUAUAAAAGGACACCGGGACAUCUCAGUUGCAUACCUUCACAAAUCUACACAACAGACUGCAUAGAGAUAACCAAGACUGCCAAGUCAAGAGCUUCAAAGAUAUCUUAUUGUAUCCCAAGUAUCAUUCGACCCAGCUUUCAAAGGAGAUUGUAAGCACAUUCAUCACCUUCGGUACAUAGAAAAGCUGUGAAUACAAAAUCAGGACGACAGGAGCUAUAGAUAUACAGUGGAUCUAUUAAAUCUUCUUGCAUUUUGCAACUGCAGAGAGCCUUCUUCAUUAAAAAAAGAACGUUAAACUUGUUUCCAACGUCCUGAUUCACCUUAGCAACCCACACAGCAACCUACUGCUAUGUUACUGAAACUUCAUCAAUCCACACGGAGGCCACGAUCUACCAUGAUGAGCAAUCGGGUGUCCAAGAGCAUUAUGGGGGCACAGCUGUUCCUUGCGGUGAUGAUGAUCACCUGCCCUUUCCUGCCGCUCCUGGUCAAUGGUCAGACACAGGAGGCUGGGGCAGCCCCCACCAUUGGCAUUGACCUGGGAACGACUUACUCGUGUGUGGGCGUCUACCAGAAUGGAAAAGUGGAGAUCAUUGCUAAUGAACAAGGCAACCGCAUCACUCCUUCUUACGUGGCAUUUACGCCCGAAGGUGUCCGUUUAAUCGGGGAUGCGGCCAAAAACCAGCUCACUUCAAACCCAGAGAACACUAUUUUCGAUGCCAAGAGGCUUAUAGGCCGCACCUUUGAUGACCCGGCUGUGCAAAAGGAUCUCAAGAACUACCCGUUCAAAGUUGUGGACAAAAACAACAGACCUUAUAUCCAGGACGGCAGCCUCUAUCGCUUAUCGUCUUGACAAAAAUUCAGGAGAGAAAAGAGUACUUGUAUUUGACCUUGGAGGCGGGACUUUCGACGUGUCUGUACUGACGAUGGACAAUGGAGUGUUUGAAGUGGAAUCUACGAAUGGGGACACUCAUUUAGGUGGAGAGGACUUUGAUCAAGUGGUGAUGAACUACAUGGUCAAGGCCGUGAAGAAAUCAACAGGCAAAGACAUCCGGUCCAACACACGGGCGAUGCAGAAGCUGCGACGAGAGGUGGAAAUGGCCAAACGUACACUGUCCACCCAGCAGCAGGUCACUCUUGAGAUAGACGACCUAGUGGAUGGUCAAGAUUUCUCACAAACGUUGUCCAGGUCCAAGUUUGAAGAUCUUAAUAUGGAUCUGUUCAGAAGCACACUAACACCUGUUCGCAAGGCGUUGAAAGAUGCGGACGCCUCACCAGAGGAGGUGGAUGAGGUCAUCCUGGUCGGCGGGUCUACUCGCAUCCCCAAAGUGCAACAGCUGGUCAAGGAGUUGUUCAACGGAAAGGAACCUCAUCGAGGGAUCAACCCUGAUGAAGCAGUUGCUUACGGAGCAGCAGUUCAGGCCUGGGUCAUGGAUGGAUCCCCGGGCGAAACUGACCAAGGUAUGGUCAUCCUGGACGUUAACCCCCUGACCCUGGGCAUCGAGACAGUGGGUGGAGUCAUGACCUCUGUCAUCAAAAGAAACACUCCCAUUCCAACUAAGAAGUCCCAGAUUUUCUCCACCGCAGCCGACAAUCAAAACGCUGUAACAAUCCAGGUGUUUGAAGGAGAGCGGGCAAAUACCAAGGACAACCAUCAUUUAGGCCGAUUUGACUUGACUGGCAUCAAAGCUGCGCCUCGUGGUCAUCCUCAGAUUGAGGUCACAUUUGAGGUCGACGUUAAUGGCGUACUCAGGGUCAGCGCUCUGGACAAGGACACGGGCUUGGAAAACAAUAUCGUGAUAGAUAAAAGUGAUAUCAGCUUAACGGCUGACGACAUCAAAAAGAUGGUCAAAGAAGGAGAAGACUUUGCCGAAGAAGACAAAAAGUUCAGAGAACGGGUUGAUGCAAAAAAUGGUUUGGAAGGUUUAGCAUACAUGACAAAGAAACAACUGGAGGACAAUGAGAAGAUUUCUCAGGUUUUAAGUACAGAAGAGGUGACUUCUGUGACAGAAGCUUGUGAUGAAGCUUUAAGUUGGUUGGAAAGCAAUAGCCUAGCAAGUAGUGAGGAAAUUACUGAAAAGAAAGAUGAACUGCAAAAGUUGAUUCAUCCGAUAGUGAGUAAACUAUACCAGGGGGAUAAAACUUCAAAUGAAGACAAGGAAGAGUUGUAAUUAGUCUGGUCAUGUACCCUUUAAAAUUACAGAGUCUUUCAAUUCUACAAUGUAACUAUCCCCAUGUGCUCAAUGCUUCAUCUUCAUAUAAUUCAACCAUUAAACUUUCAUGCGGCUAUGGACGCAAGUUUGUGUGUGUGUGUUGUGUAAAAGGCGCAGGGGGGUCGGAUACAUUCCCCGAUUCUUUCAGAACGAUUAAAGUGUGUUUGUUGGAAAAUAAAACUCGUGUGGCACCGAGAUAACCCAUCAACAAUGCAAUCAGUGAGGCGAAGGUGGGUUCUGUUUGACAAAUAAUAAUAUUCUCUUCUGUCAGCUAUUUUAGAUAGACUAUACCGAUAACGCAUUUUCCCCAAAAAUAUAUACCAGAUUUUGUAUGGACCUAAAGUCUGUUAGUCUAUUUUUUUUCCCUACAACAGUUGGUAUCAUCAUACAAUUCUGUGUGUCACUCUCCACCAUACUUUGGCUUUAACAAAGGCGAUAACCGAGACGUUCUCAGUACCAUAAACUUGAUCCAAAGAAUGUAACACAGCUAACAUGAUAGUCAUAAAUGUAGUAGAGGCCUACGAUCCACAGAUUGCUAAAUGAGCUAUUUUCUUUUACACUUGUUAUAAUAGAUAUGUGAAAGUUUGUCUACAAAAUUCGAAACUAACAUAAUUUGGUCGUUAGAUUUGUCCGAUUUAUAAAGAAUACGCAAAGGCUUACUGAACUUAUUACAUGUAUUAAUUAAUGUCUACCAAAGUGUAUUUCCUCCAACCCUUACACAGCGAUGCUGAGUAAAGGAACAACAAAGUUGUCAUAAUUUGUUUGUCAUCCACAUUACAUGUAUCAAUCGCUUUCAAUUUUUCCAAUUUUGUGAUUAAAUCUGAUAGCAUAUGUUUGAAUAUGUCCAUAAAAUGAAAACAUGUAUGUCACGUGUGAAAUAAUUCUGAAAUGGCUAAAUUAAAUAUUGUAAAUUGCUACUCUUAACCCUUACAUGUCAAUGUUUGUGUGACUGCUGUCACAUUCACCGGUACGGAUAUGUAUUUUUAUCAUGAUACACAUGUAUAGAUGUAAUGUAUUUUCUAACUUGUUUGGAAAUAAAGAAGAUUAUUGAAUCUACCUAAAAA